Lactuca sativa (garden lettuce) is the source of this 891-nucleotide messenger RNA. RefSeq lists its product as uncharacterized. The record is from RefSeq and is a predicted model, not a curated record. Lineage: Eukaryota; Viridiplantae; Streptophyta; Magnoliopsida; Asterales; Asteraceae.
AUGGGUGGGCACAGUGGGGAUGCAAUGGAGUGGACAGAAGCUUGUGAGAAAUAUUUCUUAGAGAUUUUAGAGGGAAGGGUCAAGAGAGAUCCUAACGGGGCUCCAAUCUUCAAAGGAACUGAUUGGACACAAAUGGAUGAACAGAUUUUUAUGAAAUUUGCUUUAAGAUAUGGUCCUGAGAAGGUGAAAGCAAAAUACCACCGCCUUAAAUCUGUUCAUCUAAAGUUUAGUGAAUUGAUUAACCAUACUGGAGUCACAUGGGAUGCUAUUUCUGGAAAAGUGUUUGCUAAUGAUACUGUUUGGGAUGAUUUUUUUAAGCGAGAUAAAGUUUUCAAAUCGUUCAAGAAAAAGGGUUGUAAGAUUUAUUCCUUAUUGAGUUUGGUCUUCAAUAGUUCGACUGCUUCUGGUGCUUUUCAUAAUGCCUCAACUUGUGCCCCUCAAACAUCAGAAGAAGAGCACAGAAUUGAGGAUGAGUAUCUAGAGGGUGGUAGUUUUGGUGAGAGUGAGUUUAAUGGGGGUAGUCGGAAGGGAAAGCGUAUGUUGGAAGAGGAAAUGGAGGGUUUACCAGGUUCAAGAAGAAUGAAAAAAGGUCCUGGAAAUUCCAAAUAUGAUACCUUGUUGGAUGCAUUUUCAGAAUCAAUAGUCGCUAGAAAGGAAAGAGAUUUAGCAAGAGCAGAACAUUAUAAGUCAAAGUAUGGUGAUGUAACAAGCUCAUUGACCGAGGAAUACUCGAUUAGUGAUUGUAUGACGACUUUAGAAGCUACACCUGGUGUUGGUGCAAGAUCGUACACUAAAGCAUUGUCCUUCUUUCCUGAUAUUAAUUGGAGAAAAAUGUUCCUAAUGAUGUCUGAAAAUAGGAGGAAACAGUGGCUUGAUAGUUUAGAUGGGUAG